This is a messenger RNA of Mercurialis annua (annual mercury), 1786 nucleotides long. Its product is annotated as zinc finger protein SHOOT GRAVITROPISM 5. Gene Ontology annotation, molecular function: DNA-binding transcription factor activity. NCBI's taxonomy places the organism in Eukaryota, Viridiplantae, Streptophyta, Magnoliopsida, Malpighiales, Euphorbiaceae. The transcript has 3 exons. Bases 223 to 1584 code for a protein of 453 amino acids. Gene Ontology annotation, cellular component: nucleus. The record is from RefSeq and is a predicted model, not a curated record.
AAAAGCUUAAAAAAAGCUUAAAAAGCUUAAAGAAAGUUAUUGAUUGCAGAAAGCAAAAAUUAGAGAGAGCUUUUCUUUUUCUUUUUCCACGUUCUCUCUCUCUAACCCCAUUUUUUUUCUUCUAUCAGUAAAGCUGAAAACCCCACUCCCACCCUAAAAAAUAUCACCUCUUCACUUAAAGAUUUCUUUCACUUCACUAAUAACAACAAUUAUAUUCCAUCCAUGCUCCACAACACCACCGUCCCAUCUCCUUCUUCUGAUCCCUUCCCUGCUACCUCUGAUAAUGGCGCCACCACCGCCGCCGCCGCCGCUGCCAUCAUCAACUCCAGCAGACGAAAAAGAAAACCUGCAGGCACCCCUGAUCCAGAUGCAGAAGUGGUAUCUCUAUCGCCGAGGACGCUACUCGAAUCAGACAGAUACAUAUGUGAGAUCUGCAACCAAGGGUUUCAACGAGACCAGAAUUUACAAAUGCAUAGAAGAAGACAUAAAGUUCCAUGGAAACUAUUAAAAAGAGAAACUCAAGAAGUGAAAAAACGAGUCUAUGUAUGUCCGGAGCCGAGUUGUCUACACCAUGACCCUUGCCAUGCUCUAGGAGAUCUUGUCGGAAUCAAGAAACAUUUCAGACGAAAACACAGUAAUCACAAGCAAUGGGUUUGCGAGAAAUGUUCUAAAGGCUAUGCUGUCCAAUCUGAUUAUAAAGCUCAUCUUAAAACUUGUGGCACUCGUGGUCAUUCUUGUGAUUGUGGCCGUGUCUUUUCCAGGGUGGAGAGUUUUAUCGAACAUCAAGAUGCUUGUACAGUAAGAAUUCAACCUGAUCAUCAUCAUCAUCAUCAUCAACUUCAAGCAUUACAACCAGCUUGCUCUUCAAGAACAGCUUCAAGUACUAGUCCUUCAAGUGAUGCUAAUUUUACCAUUUCUCCUCCAUUACAAGUAUUACCCCUCCCGAAACCAACAUCAACUGACCAUCAUACUAAUCACCAACCUCCCGUUUUCUUGUACUCGUCCCCGUCUGAUCGAAACGAUCAGGCUUCUGCUUCCGCUUCCGCUUCUACUUCUACUCAUAAUCUUGAACUUCAACUCUUACCUUCACCCGCUUCUACUCCGUCUUUACAAAAGAACGACGAACAACGGUACCACCCUACGAACUUAAAGCUUUCGAUAGGGUCAUGUUCGACAAGCGAAAAGAACGAACAAUCUAACCAGCAGACGAAUUUAGACGCGAAUAAUACCGUUAUGGAGGCGGAAAAAGUUAAAGACUUCGCGAACGAGCAAUUAAGGUUAGCUAUGUCGGAGAAGGCGUAUGCAGAAGAUGCAAGAGAGCAAGCUAAGAGACAACUCGAAAUGGCUGAACUUGAAUUUGCAAAUGCUAAAAGAAUAAGACAACGAGCUCAAUCCGAAGUUGAAAAAGCUCAAGUUUUAAGAGAACAGGCUACGAAGAAGAUAAGUUCAACGAUCAUGCAAAUAACUUGUCAAGCUUGUAAGCAACAGUUUCAAGCGCCGGCUCCGGUGGUUGCACCGGCCGACGAGACUUCACUGGCCAUGAGUUACAUGUCUUCAGCAACUACUGAAGGUGAAGGAGAAUGAGAUUAUAUAUAUAAAUAUUCAAGUAAAACCCUUAUAAUUAACUUACUCUUCAACGAUAACUUUUUUUUGGGUGUUAAUUAUAUAAAUUAACCAUUGUUUGUGGUGUUAAUUAUAUUAAUUUUGAGUGGAGCAAGGAAAAGCUUCUGUUGUACUGAUUUAAUAUAUAUUUAUAUAAAUAUAUCUUCAUUGGUUUUAAAGAAAA